UAUUGUUCAAUAUAUCAGUAUAACAACACUAACACACACAGAAAAUUAAUAAAUUUUUUUGUCCGUCUCUUUCAAAGGCUCUGCGGGAGUCGUCUCCCUUGGAGCACUCUCUCGCCCAUCUCGUAACAAUGGCAGAAGAAGAAACAGACACAAACAUUCCAGUUGAGGAGGAAUUUAAAGAUCCUCUUGGCGUAACUGCAGAGGAGCAGGGUGAGGACAAAGUCAGAGUGCAAAUUGUGAUUCCAGGCCUAGCCGUCAAGACGAAAUUCUUGAAGAGCUUUUCCAAACAGCCAAGUAAUGCUCUUAUAGAGCCACCAGAGUUCACAGAAUGGGGUUUCAGUGUGAUUGUUAGGAUGAAGGACAAAGGUAAACGUGUUCAGCCAAACUACAGAGCUAGAAUAAAGAAGUUACCAGGACCAAUUGAUCCGGAUCAGUGUUAUCAUGAGGUAAUAUGCAGUGGGUCUGUUUUUCUCUUAAAGUAUAUUUUGGACUUUGCCCAAUAAUUCUAAGCACAUUGAAAUACUUAAACACCAAAUUUUUGCACACCUUAUUAUUGCAAGGCAGACAGUUUUCUUUUUUUUUUUUACUCUAUUAUUCUGCCAUGCAUGUAAAAUAAGAAGUCAUUUUGGACACUUCAUUGUCGCCAAGCUUGUUAAAUGAAAAGAUGUUUUGUUUUAUAAUCUGUUCUGUAUUUUAAUGCUUGUUGCAAUUUAUCACUCAGCUCUUAUAUUAUAAUCAUACACUAGUGUUCAU
Molecule: messenger RNA, 753 nt
Organism: Liolophura sinensis
Lineage: Eukaryota; Metazoa; Mollusca; Polyplacophora; Chitonida; Chitonidae
Exons: 3
Coding region: 129-503 (124 amino acids)
Source: RefSeq, a predicted model, not a curated record